UUCCGAAAGGCUAUCAAGGUUAUUCACAAUAAUCCCUUGGAUUGCGAAGACUCGCUACGGCUGGAUCUCGAGCUCCUGUCAUUAGGACUCAUACUCUUCUGAAUCAUCAAUUGUCCUUUCAGUGCAUGUCGAUAGCCCAGCUUUCAGCAUCGUCCAAGGAUUGAAUUUUUCGCACAAUUUGUGGUGAGCAUUCAUAGUUAUAAGACAUGAGCUCGGAUGCUCGAGGGCCCGGACGAGAAGGAUGAUUGGCCUUGCCCCUCAUUCACGGACUACCGCUGUCGAGGUAGAUGUUCUUGUCAUUGGAGCCGGCCCCGUUGGCCUGGCAUCUGCUCUCCUGGCUCACAAGGUUGGCUUGUCUUGCGUAACAGUCAACAAGUCUGAUGGCCCUCUCAAAUCGGGUCGAGCGGAUGCUAUGAAUGCUCGGACUUUGCAACUACUUGAACUGCUUGGUUAUGGCAUAUUCGAGGAAUUGCACGCCAAGGGUCUCCACUGUAGCACGAGCCCCACGUGGAAGAAUGGCGAAUUCACCUCCAGGCAGAACGCAUGGUGGAAAGCGCUUCAAGGAUCUGAGCACAAACACCUUCUCGUGCUUGGUCAACCUUACCUCGAGGAAAUUCUUGACAGGAAUCUCACAGCAGUUGGGAAACCCGUUGAGCGUGGCGUCACUGUGCUUGAAGUGGGGCUUGAUGACGAUCCAAGCGCUCGACUAACAUGGGCCAAGCUUUUGUCAAAAACAGGAAUAGAGUCCUUGGUACGAGCAAAGUAUCUCAUCGGAGCAGAUGGAUCCCAUUCCCUAGUUCGCAAGUCUUUCCCUGAGCAUUUUAUCCUCGAGCCUAUCGGUGAUGGCACCGAGAUGACGUGGGCCGUUCUCGAUGGCGAAGUCGAUACAACUCCCUCGUGAAUCAGAAAUUAUCAACUUCCAAGUGGAUACAAGCGACGUAGCAAGAAUGCCUCGCGAGGG
Molecule: messenger RNA, 961 nt
Organism: Cantharellus anzutake
Lineage: Eukaryota; Fungi; Basidiomycota; Agaricomycetes; Cantharellales; Hydnaceae
Product: FAD-binding monooxygenase
Exons: 6
Coding region: 242-901 (219 amino acids)
Molecular function (GO): FAD binding
Source: RefSeq, a predicted model, not a curated record